Molecule: messenger RNA, 443 nt
Organism: Alternaria rosae
Lineage: Eukaryota; Fungi; Ascomycota; Dothideomycetes; Pleosporales; Pleosporaceae
Exons: 1
Coding region: 106-354 (82 amino acids)
Source: RefSeq, a predicted model, not a curated record
UACGGACCGGAAGACGAUGCGAAGUGAACGGAAACGCCAGUGAGCCACGGCAGUAGCGAGCAAAGACAUACAAAAGAUCCUGGUUCGCUGCUUUGUACAAGGUUCAUGCAUGCGCGGAGUCUUGGGCGUUCGUUGCGGUUGUUCUUGAACAAGACAAGGUGGCAAGGAAUGUUGAUAGCUGGUUGCUUCACUAACGCGCGAACAUCAUGUGUAUACUUUCACGCGAACACUGCAUACACCCGCUCGAUGAACAAUCCCCUAGUGUCGUGGAUAGGGUAUAAUGGCAUUGACUGGAAGGAUACGAGUACAUUAGAAGGUGUCAGUAUUCCACUGGGCUGUUCGAACUCGUUGUGAAGAGCGCCGACGGCGAUACAUCAUCCAAUCUCGUGGGCUUGCUCAAACUUGAGCUCAUGUAUUCUCUGCCACUUUGUGCGCCCCCCCCC